This is a messenger RNA of Lepisosteus oculatus (spotted gar), 3803 nucleotides long. It is a transcript of the gene sbk1, whose product is annotated as SH3 domain binding kinase 1. The record is from RefSeq and is a predicted model, not a curated record. NCBI's taxonomy places the organism in Eukaryota, Metazoa, Chordata, Actinopteri, Semionotiformes, Lepisosteidae. Gene Ontology annotation, molecular function: protein serine/threonine kinase activity; ATP binding. Gene Ontology annotation, biological process: peptidyl-serine phosphorylation; peptidyl-threonine phosphorylation.
ACUCUCUCCUUCUCUCCCUGCUCAUAUGCUCACGAAAACAUCGACACACCGAAGCCGGUGGCGUUUCAACAGAAAGCGCCGUGCGCUCCAGCGGAGACCGUCCCCGGCGCUAGGACCCGGCGCUAGGAGCCAUUGCCGGGAGGUGGAGACCGUGAGCCAGACAAUGGAAGAGGGAACAGGAAUGAAAACGCGAUGAAUGAAAAUCCGAAUCGCAGAACAACACGGGGAUUAACAACAAAGCACCGCGGCUACUGGGGAGACUAACAGGGAGAGAGAAAAACACUGCCCGACCACAAGGAGCUGGGGAGGAAAGGGGAAAAUUGAGAAAACUGUGAUUUUAACAGAGCACGGAUCGCAGUUGACAUGAAUGACCAGAGCGUCCGUGAAUUAGUUUGUUCGUUGACCUUCCUGAAUUAAAACAACAACAACAGCAGCAGCAACAACAUAUAUUAUCGUUGUUAUUCUGCCACCGCCGCGCAUUCAUUGAAACUGAGCGAAUGCACACUGUGACGGGGACCUGGGCGGCCGAGGUGGUGACAGCGAGUGACCCCAGCGCAGAGCAGGCGAGGUGAAGGCAGGGGCUACACCGGGUCGCCAGGAGGCUGGGCUGCCGGAGCCCUGCUCGACGGGCUGACAGCUCCUCUCCGCCACGGUGCUGGGAAGGGGUUCGAGCACCGCCCGAGAAGGGGAUCGGGGCGGGAAGGUAGCAGUCCCGGUCCAUGAGCGAGCUGGGGGCAGCCUGGCACACCUGCGAUUGGACCCGCCACACCAACCCCCCAGUCCAGCCAGACCGCCGGGGCAAGUGGGGUGGUGCACUUCAGAGAAGAGAGACCCUUCGUGGAACAACCUUCAUGAACACCGAUGUCAACCUGUCUUCACGCCUCUGACAUGACAGUCAAGGCUGCCGAAAAGUAUUAAUAAUACGCAUCAAUCAAUGCAAGUGCAUCUUACAGUAUAGUGGUGGUCGAAGAUUUGGUUUUGCAUCCUUUGCUGUUUGUAAACGGGACUCGACCUAUUGAAAUAUUUUGUUUUGGGGGGAGUGGAGGACUCGGUAACACUGCUACGGUCGGAGACUCCAGUAGGUCGCUCGUUGAAGAGCUGUGCUCGCGUCCGCGUUAUUGCCGGGAACUGAAGCGUCAAUCCGGGAGCUCCGGGCACAGCGCUCAAGGAGGUGCGCUCACAGCGGCGGCGUGGAUGCAGGACCAUGGGGGAGAGAGACAGGUCGCCGGCAGUGCGAAGAUGAGCCUGUCUCCAGGAGGAGGGGGGUGCGGCGGGGGGUCUCCGACGGGCAAGGUGGGGUGCUGCGGAGUGCCCAUCGAGGACAUGCAGGCCCUCGCCAUCACCUCGCUGCCGGCCGCCGACAUCCACAAGCACUACGAGCACAUCCGUGAGCUGGGCAAGGGCACGUAUGGAAAGGUGGACCUGGUGGCACACCGCACGCAAGGAACCAAGCUGGCUCUGAAGUUCGUCAACAAGAACAAGACAAAACUGAAGAGCUUCCUGAGGGAGUACAGCAUCACCAGCAGCCUGAGCUCCAGCCCCUUUGUCAUCAAGGUGCUGGACGUGCUCUUCGAGACCGAGGAGAGCUACGUUUUCGGGCAGGAGUACGCCCCUGCCGGGGACCUCUUCGAUAUCAUCCCCCCGCAGGUGGGCUUGCCAGAAGAGAUGGUAAAGAGGUGCAUCCAGCAGCUGGGCUUGGCUUUGGACUUCCUGCACAGCAAGAGUCUGGUGCACCGUGACGUCAAGCCCGAGAACGUGCUGCUGCUCGACCGCGAGUGUCGGCGGGUCAAGCUGGCCGACUUUGGCAUGACGCGGCGGGUGGGCUGCCGGGUGAAGCGCAUCAGCGGCACCAUCCCUUACACCGCGCCCGAAGUGUGCCAGGCCAGCCGCACCGAGGGCUUCGUGGUGGACUGCAGCCUGGACGUCUGGGCCUUCGGAGUGCUCAUCUUCUGCAUGCUGACCGGCAACUUCCCCUGGGAGGCGGCCCUGCCCUCGGAUGCUUUCUACGAGGAGUUCUGGCGCUGGCAGAAAGGCCCGUGCCGGCCGGGCGUCUUUCCGUCUCAGUGGCGCCGUUUCACCGAUGACGCCCUGCGCAUGUUCCAGCGGUUGCUCACCAUCGAACCCGAGAAGCGCUGCGCCGUCAAGGAGGUGUUCUACUUCGUGAAGUACGAGCUGAUGAGCGAGCUGCGCCGCCGGCCCUCCUGCAGGGGCAAGAGAACAGAGAGGGGCUCCUGUAACAACGCGGCGUCUCGAUCGGGCCACAGACACCCCGAGACCUCCUCCGGCCAGGCCUCCAGCACCUGCCUCCGCCCGGCCCCCCUCAAACGCAGCGUCCUCCCUGACCCCGGCCUGCACCCCUCACCUGGGCGCCAGGAGAAGGGCAAAGGUCAAAUGGUGAUGGCAACCGCCAUAGAGAUUUGUGUCUGAAUCCGCGUGAGGGAUGUUGUCCGUGCGCCAUCACAGCCAGCCAGGAGGCUUGUCCCCCAGGGCAAGAAGCUAAGGUUCCUGCUCUGCGGGCCUCCCACAUUCUUUCUUCUUCGCUGUGAGUAGUAGGAAAACUGCUGAAUAGCCGUCCCUCAAGAAGCACCUGCUGGAGAACGGAGAAGAGAAUCUUUAGACAAGUAUACUUCUGAAUCACCUGCUUUGCUGUAGUUUUCCACUCAACCAGAAGCAGAUUUGUGGGGACUCAAGACUUUAACUUAAAAACUUAAGCGUAUUCAUCAUAUUGAACUCAUGGCAGCACCUGCUAGCUCUGUGCUGUCUUCUUUAAGACGUACUGUGAAAUCUAGUCAUCUAGACACAGGGAUCCAUAGGAUCCUUUACACAUUGUCCAUCACGGUCCGAGUUCUAAGAGUUAUGUUUAUUGAAUAGUGAAGAAACAUCUGAUUAUUAGAAUGGGAUUUUCCUUUUCAGCCAGGAGCAGCUUCGAGAAUGGGCAUUUCACUUGCUGUCAUCUCUGUCCUCUGGGUUCAGUCGUCGUUUUAUCUCCCUUGCUGUUCUUCUCCUGCACUCCAGGGUAAUCUCCAUUUCGCACGUUCAGCUCACUGAAACCACUCACUGGCUUCACGAACCAAACUACAGAAGACCUUGUGAGUCUGCAUUCACCUCGAUGUUGUAUCCAGAGGCCUGGGCGUGUACUGGGUAGGUUUUUUCUAAUGUACCUGCUCCAGGAAAGGCCAAUGAUUGGAGGGACAUGCUGGCUUCUGCAAACAUCAUGGCUUGGCCAAACUCUAAUUUCUCUGCUUGACCAAGAUUCCCAAAUUUUCCAUGGGAAAAAAAACUGUUAAAAUGUGUCAACACAGAAGUGUUGAGAUUGGUCUAAGGAGCACAAUGUAGCAACUCCUGACGUUAUUCUUCUGGCUCCAGUUUUUAUCAUGAAGUGUCUUAAGAGUGCCGAGGCUCCUGGACCAAGGCGAUUUGCACGCUGCUCUGUGACUGUGUCUCACUCUCAGGACUGCCCUGGACAACUGAAGUCUUCUGUUUUCUGAAGGUCAUAACUUAUUAAUUCAUUAGUCUGUCUUACAAAAUCAUAGCUGGGAUUUAGGAUGAUUUAAAACAGAUUUCAGAGAUAUUUAAGCCCAUCCCUUCGACACAGAAGAACUCUUGGUUUUAAAGACUGGGAAUGUGGCUCCUGUGGCUAGACUGCUCUCCUAAUGUACUUGUGUGUCAUUGAGCCCCAGUUCUCCUUUCCUGUAUUGCUCCCCAGUCUAUCGUAGGGCUGAGGUGACAGCUCUGUGCAGGUUCACACAGAUAAAGUGUGUCUUUACUGGAGAAAAAGAGGCAAUAAAAUGAGGUUUAACAUC